This is a messenger RNA of Chlamydomonas reinhardtii, 2295 nucleotides long. RefSeq lists its product as uncharacterized. The record is from RefSeq and is a predicted model, not a curated record. Lineage: Eukaryota; Viridiplantae; Chlorophyta; Chlorophyceae; Chlamydomonadales; Chlamydomonadaceae. Bases 352 to 1725 code for a protein of 457 amino acids. Gene Ontology annotation, molecular function: protein binding. The transcript is spliced from 11 exons. Gene Ontology annotation, cellular component: cytoplasm.
CCCAGGACGCCACCUCAUUUGCAUGAAUUCUGCAGACAAUGUCUUAUUCCAGCUGUUGUAACCCAUUGCGUUCAACCUAUCCCCGCCGAAGUCGCCCCGGUUGCCGCUCUGCCUUUGACUCCACCGCAACAAGCUCCAAAGUCAACACUUUCCUGGCGAAUACAAUAAUUGAAGUGAAAACACAUGAUCCAGCACUUAUAAGGAACAAACAACGCAGCCACGAGCUCAAAGCCUUUCUUGACAGGCCCCACGCCCUUCUCUAUAUUACAUUGAGCACUGCCACGAUCUAAUUACUUCCUUAGUUUAUCCAAUCUUAUCUGAGCGGUCUCAGCGAGCCGCGAGUGAGGAAGGAUGGGCCGAAUAACGGAGCGCCUCAUCCGCUCGAGGGCGGAGCACAACGAGGGCAUGGUCUCGACACUCGAGGAGGUCGCGCUGCACCAGCAGAACAUUGAAAAGAUUGAGGCGUUGGGGCAACUAUGUCCGAAGCUGAAGAUUUUGUAUCUGCAGAACAACCUUAUAGGGAAAAUACAGAACUUGCACAAGCUCAAGGAGCUGGAGUACCUGAACCUGGCGGUGAACAACGUGACAAAGAUCCAGAACCUGCAGCGCUGCGAGAGCCUUAAAAAGCUGGACCUCACAAUCAACUUUGUCAGCAAGGCGGGGCUGCUCACGGUGGAGAGCUUGCGGCACAACAUCCAUCUGGAGGAGCUGUACCUGCUGGGCAACCCCUGCGCCGACUGGCCCGGCUAUCGGCAGUUCGUGGUGGCCAAGCUACCGCACCUGGCCAAGCUGGACGGCCAGGCCAUAAAGCCCAGUGAGCGCAUCGCGGCGGCGCAGGCGCUGCCCGAGCUGGAGGCGUCCCUGGCGGCGGAGCUGGCGGCGGAGGGGGUGGACGUGGCGGCGGCGGGGCAGGUGGAGGACGACUCGUUGUACGACGAGGACGGCAUCGCGGCGGGCGAGGUGCCGGAGACGGGCUACGUGGAUGAGGCGGGCGAGCUGCGGCGGCCGUGGUGCCCAGCCACGCGCAUCCUGGAGCACAGGGAGCAGGAAAAGGCGAACCGGGAAGCCGACGAGAAGAAGAAAGCCGCCUCGGAGAACAAGGCGGUGGUGGAGCCCACGCCCGGCCGGCCGCAGCGCCGGGACGAGCUGCCGCCGCUGGAGGACGGCGAGCGGGUGUACCAGAAGAACGAGGGCAGGUGGGAAUUCUCUCUGGAGGAGUCGCCUGACGGGCGGGCGCUGGUGCUGGAGGUGGGCGUGGGCAGGUUCCUGGACACCAGCCUCAUACAGACGGACCUGCAGCCCACGUACGUGCGGGUGCUGGUCAAGGGCAAGCUGCUUCAGCUGCUGCUGCCCUGCGAGGUGCGGCCCGACGCCGCCACCGCGCAGCGCAACAUGACCACGGGCCAGCUGAUGUUGACCAUGCCAAAGGAGAACCCCGGAGAGCCCAUCACCGACGUGUCCAAGCUGCGACCCAAGGUGCCCGGCACCUCGGGAACCGCCUCCGUCUCGGCCGUCGCGGCGGUGGCGGCGGCAGCAGCGGCGGCAGGGGCUGCAGGCGCAGCCGGGAGAGGCGGCGGCGCGGGGGCGGCGGGGGGCGGUGGCAGCGGCACGUCAAUCUACAACAUUGUGAAAAAGCCAGGGGAGGCGGACUUCGUGAUGCAGGAGGUGCGCAAGGCGGCAGUGGUGGCGGCGGCAGAUGACGAUGACGAGCCGCCGGCAUUGUAGCAUCGCUUUUAGACUGACACGCGGCUCAGCCCGGCAAGGAUUAAGAUUCGGGCUUAUGCGUGAGAGAGCGGAAGUGAGUGAGCAGACCAGGGCAGGAAGAGGGAGACCCUUGUUGAGCUGGGUAGAGCUGGUGAGCGAGCGAUCGAGAGGAGGAGGGUGGGAAGAGGGCCGGGACCCGUCAGGCCCCGUCGGGCGCCGAAGAACGUGUAUGGGGGGGUUGGUUUGAGUUCGGCGAUUCUGAACCCCCCACACACGUUCAGUUUACAGAGGCGGGGUGGGACUGGGUGGGCAUGAUUGCGCAGGUGGCUAACGUUGCGCAAGGGUGCCCGCAGGUUCGAACGGACCUGCACGGACUGUCGGUUCCGGAUUCCACGGAUGUAACGAACGUCUACUGGGUUUUACGGCUGUCUGAGGGGCGUUGGAAACGGUGGUCGUCAGUGGGACUGGUGGGGACGGUGGGAAUCGGUGGGGAUCGGUGGGAAUGGGUGGGAACGGGGGAGCCGAACAGGGGGGACCGGCCCUUGCAGGUGCCGACCGAGUUUACUGAUUUCGCUGUAAGCAUGGGCGUAG